AUGGGUCUGGCGGGGAUGAACUACGGUAAUUUGAUUCAACCUGUUAUGUGCAAUGCGGGUUUCAGUGUGGAGGAUCCGAAUAGGAAGGUCCGGAAGCCGUAUACUAUAACCAAGUCAAGAGAGAGCUGGACUGAGGAAGAACAUGACAAAUUCCUCGAAGCCCUUCAACUAUUUAAUCGCGAUUGGAAAAAAAUUGAAGCAUUCGUGGGGUCAAAGACAGUUAUCCAGAUUCGUAGCCAUGCUCAGAAAUAUUUUCUGAAGGUCCAGAAGAAUGGAAUAAGUGAACAUAUACCACCCCCACGUCCAAAGAAAAAACCAGCCCAUCCCUAUCCACUAAAGGCCCCUAAAAAUGUUCUGUCCCCAGCUACUGGAGCUUUGCAGUCUUCAUCUUAUCUGCUUGAGCCCAAAAAUGUUGUGAGGUCGGAUUCAUUUUCUGUACCUAGAAAUGAAAUUGCUGGUGCCGCUUUGUCAUCUUGGACAAACAAUGUAUCGGCAACAGGAAAUAUCUCAAAUAAUUCAAAUGGGUUUACCAUGACACAUAAGUAUUGCAGCACCACAACCAAAAGAACUCCUUGGGUGUGGACAACUAAUGAGACAACUCCCCAAGUAAGACAGAAACAAGGCAAGCCAGUGAGAGUUAUGCCCGAUUUUGCUCAAGUUUACAGAUUUAUUGGCAGUGUCUUUGACCCAAAUUCAAGUGAUUACUUCCGAAGGCUAAAGAAGAUGGACCCCAUAGAUGUUGAUACGGUGCUGAUGUUGAUAAAAAAUCUAACUAUCAAUUUGAGCAGUCCUGAAUUUGAGGAUCACAGGAGGUUAAUAAUGUCUCAUUAUUGGGAUAGAGAACAAUAG
Messenger RNA from Fraxinus pennsylvanica, 849 nucleotides. Lineage: Eukaryota; Viridiplantae; Streptophyta; Magnoliopsida; Lamiales; Oleaceae. The record is from the annotation of a GenBank genome assembly.